Messenger RNA from Cladocopium goreaui, 2019 nucleotides. The record is from the annotation of a GenBank genome assembly. NCBI's taxonomy places the organism in Eukaryota, Dinophyceae, Suessiales, Symbiodiniaceae.
AUGUUUCAUGUUUUCUCUCAGAUUCUAUUGGGUUAUGCUGGGUUCCUAUAUGUUACUACUGACCCCCCCCCCAAAAAAAAAACUUACAUUUUUUAUAUAUGUCGACAUUUAAAAUUGUUAGCCCAUGUCAUCUCAGGUUUGCGGCCUUCUUUGGAGGACAUUGCGGAAGCAGUGGAAUGUUUCCUCUACCACUCCAGGCCAAGGGGCAAAAGUUUGCCUACUGGACGUGUGAUCAAAGCGGAAUCAUGGAUUAUUCGGAAGCUCAUCUACUGUUUCUCCAGAACGGUGCGUCGUGGACACCGUCCACGGGAAUCAGCUUUGAGAAAGUUGAUGGAAGUAGCAGAGAUUCCGAUCCCUGACACGUCUCCAGCAAAUAGGAGUUCACCCCGAGGUUCUGAGCCUGCUCCACUUGAAGAUGCUGAUGAUGAAGAAGCAGAAGGCGCCUACGACGAGGAAUGUCCAGAGAGUGAGCCCGAGGAAUCCGACCCUGUGGUGGAGGUGAACCCAAAGGAAUGCAGAUCGCAACAGCCUACCCCUUCACCCAUGGAAGUGAUUGAGGCCAACCCUGAUAAGACCGUUGUUGACCAUACUAAGUCAUUGUCGGCAGAGCUUGAUCAAGCCCUGCAAGCAGGGAAGUCCGAGGAGGCCAUGGAGAUUAUGACUUUGCUAGAGAUUCAACAUGAACAUGACAAGAUCGAAGACGAGGAGUUGGCCCUUCAAAUGAUGGAGGAGGAGUUGAAAAUCCUAGAGAUGACUGAGCAACUCCACAAGUUGGAGAUGCAAGCUCUCGAGGAACAGGAAACCAUUCAAAUGAAUUAUGCCAAGGACUUGUCAAUGAAAGAUGUUGCUCGCCCACCUGCCAGACCAUUGGUAUCAUCUACCCCGGUUCCAGCUGUUUGUCCUGACCUUCUGGACACCCUGCCCAUGGAGUUCCCGGAACCCUUUGUGCCUGCUGUGGUUGACUCGGCUGGCUCCAAGUCCGAGCCUCCCGAGACGUCUGGGACCAUGGAUGCGGGAUCAAUCAUUGCUCGCCAGAGAACCCUGAAGUUGGGGGAAGUUCCUAGUGAUGAUGAUGCUUGUGCAGAUCACAAGGACACUGCGUUGCCGACAUCAGUGAGCAACCCUCGUCCAUCUGAUGUUGUGGAUGAUUUGGAACCUAUCAAACCCAGUGAGCAGGGCCAGCGCAAGAGCGGGAGGGGGAAGGGUCGUGGCAGAGGAAGAGGUCGGGGGCGAGGAAAGGGUAGGUGUAGAAAGGUUGAGGAUGAUGAGGAGAACGAAGAGGAAGACGGCAAGGAUUCUGAGGAGAACGAGGAAGGUGCCAAGGAGGCAUCGGAUGACAAUGAAUGCAAAGAACCCGCAAAGCAUGGACCAUGCAGAGCAAAGAGAGCAAGCAAAACACCCAAGAAAUCUAAGGCUGACAAGGUUGACAAGGCAGAUGCAAGCAACAAGAAGCCAACUAGGAAAGCAAAACCUGCAGCAAAGAUGACUGACAAGAGCGCCAAGGGUAAGGCAAAAGGAAAAACGACUGAGCCAGCACCAAAGGCAGCAAAUGAUCGCCGCAAGAGCAAAUCCAAGGCAGUUGACCCGGAUGACAUCAAGACCACAGACACGGUGCCAAAGAAGAAAGCCAAAAAACAUGAGGUAGCUGUAGAUGAGAUGCCGGAGGCUGACAAGGCUGACGAGAACCAGGAGCCAACAAAGACACGCAAAAGCAAAACCAAGGUGAAGAAGGAGAAGGAGGAGAAAGCAUCUUCAAGCACAGAUGUCCCCAAAGUUCCCAAGAGGAAGGCAAAGGACCUUGAGGGCAAAGCACCCAAGGGAUCACCCAAGAGAUCUCCGAAGGGAGAUUCCAAAGCCACGGAUCCACAAGCAGCCAAGCAGCGGCAGUCACGAAAGUCUAGCGCAUACCACAAGGCAAAGUUGGCAGCCACAAAGGCAGGUAAAAGCCCAGAGGAAGCCAACAAGCUCGCAAAGGAAGCAGUUCAGUUGAAACAGCAUUCUUUUUGUAGAUUUUUGUAG